Molecule: messenger RNA, 2928 nt
Organism: Scaptodrosophila lebanonensis
Lineage: Eukaryota; Metazoa; Arthropoda; Insecta; Diptera; Drosophilidae
Gene: Rac2
Product: ras-related protein Rac2
Exons: 1
Coding region: 453-1031 (192 amino acids)
Biological process (GO): establishment or maintenance of cell polarity; cortical cytoskeleton organization; regulation of cell shape
Cellular component (GO): cytoskeleton; cell projection; cytoplasmic vesicle
Molecular function (GO): GTP binding; protein kinase binding; GTPase activity
Source: RefSeq, a predicted model, not a curated record
AGAAUCUACACACACACACACUCGCACACAAAUAGAUGCGGGCAUCGUUCAAUUAAAUCAUAAAAAGUGAAGCUAAUCAGAGUCGAAAGUAUUUGUGGUUUCGGUUGCAACUACAAAGAAUAUUGAUUAAAAUACAUAAUUAAAUAACGCCAACGUGCCAACGUGCUUGCCUUGAUUAAUUCUCUGGAAGUGUGUGGAAAUUGUUGUAUAAUCGCCAAAACGCCAACGCGAGAACUUGUUGAACGCAAAAAAAAUUAGUCGACGCGCAGCAUAAGCAAAAAAAAAACUAAAUUAAGAAAAAAUCGCGUCUCACCUCUCUCUGCCCUCCGCGCUACCAACUCGGCGUGCGUGCUUGUGUGUGUGGACAACAUACAUACACACAUAUAAAUUAAUAAACUACCUACAGCGGCUGCCCAAAAAGCUACCACUAAAGCAAGUAGAGAGACUACGUCAUGCAAGCGAUCAAAUGCGUUGUGGUUGGCGAUGGCGCCGUGGGCAAGACCUGCCUGUUGAUCAGCUAUACGACCAAUGCCUUCCCUGGCGAAUAUAUACCCACUGUCUUUGACAACUACUCGGCCAAUGUGAUGGUCGAUGCGAAGCCCAUCAAUCUGGGUCUCUGGGAUACAGCCGGUCAGGAGGACUACGAUCGUCUGCGUCCACUCUCCUAUCCACAGACCGAUGUCUUCCUCAUCUGCUUCUCGCUGGUCAAUCCGGCCUCGUUCGAGAAUGUGCGCGCUAAGUGGUAUCCAGAGGUGCGUCACCACUGCCCCAAUGUGCCGAUCAUACUCGUCGGCACGAAGCUGGACUUGCGCGACGAUAAAGCCACGCUCGAGAAACUGAAGGACAAGAAGCUCACACCCAUUACCUAUCCACAAGGCUCGGCCAUGGUUAAGGAAAUCGGUGCCGUCAAGUAUUUGGAGUGCUCCGCACUCACACAGAAGGGUCUGAAGACUGUUUUCGAUGAGGCUAUACGCUCAGUACUGUGUCCCCCAAAUCCCAGGCCUAGGCGGAACAAGUGCGUCCUACUGUAGAUAUAUAUACACGAUAGCAACUUACAAAAAUAUCUAAUAUACCUAUGUAUGUCUGGGCGUAGGGUGAACAGAGACGCGGGAGCGGCGAGUGACGAAGUUUGUUGUUGUUAUUGUUGUUGUUGUGGUAGUGGUAGUGUACAGAACAAAGCGCAAAAAAUUUGCAAAACUGUUUCGUAUUUGUAGUUGUAUUGUGCUUAUGUGUGCAUUUAUGUAUGUAUAUAUACGCAUGUAUGUGGUAUUCGUACAGUCGAACCUCUCUAUAAUGGAUACAUAAAGUUUAAUUAGUUUAUAUUUGUUUAGCCAAUCUUGAACUUUAGUGCAUGCUAAGUUAAAAGGAUUUUAUAUGUAUUUUGAUUUUUUUAUAUUCAAAUAGCUUAGCUAUAGCAAUAUAUUUCUUUUUUUAAUGAAUCUUGGAAUCAACCGAAACUAUAUAGAGAAAAGCAUGCAAAGUGUUUUCAAAAAAGGUCAUAUGGCUUUACAGUUUUUUAGUUGCUUAGAAACCGACUAAUGUUGAAGAACAUAAAUACAUAUAAAAUAUGUACAUUUUUACUGAUAAAUAUUGGAAAUAUUUAUGGAUAUCACGAUUUAAUGAAAUUCACAACCAAAUAAAUCCAAUUGGGAUAAAUCAACUAAUUCUUCGUACGAUCAAAGCACUUAACAUUUAAGCAUAAAGUAGAAACAAAUACCUGGAAAAGUGAAAAGCAAGUGCAUUUUUCUGGGCAUACUUUAAAUGCGGAUUUCCUUUAUAGAGAGGCCGAUUGUAGGAGGUUAGUUGGCUGCAUUUGUGUAUGUGGCACACAGUCACCAAAGUAUUUCGGUUUUUAUUGGCUGCCCUCUGUGGGGGAUGGAUGGGAGGGAGAACAGCUCAACAUUGAACGGAUUCAAUUUUUAAGCGGUGCGUGUGGGGCACAUACAUAUAUAUACAUACAUACAUACAUAUACAUAUGUAUAAGUAUAUAAUAUAUAAGUAUGCAUAAUAUGAAGCAGUGAAGCAGGAACAAAAGAUAUGUAUGAGUUUAUUAUUCACAUGCAACUCAAAUGCCAACCGCUGCUCAGUAUGCAUGACUUAUGCAACAGGAAUUCAUUGGAAAUACAAGCUAUAAUAAUUAUAAUUAAUUGUAAAUAAGGCGAGACAGUUUUAAGCAAUCACAAAUCUAUGUAUAUAUAUAUAAAUUAAUAUAUACUUAUAAUCAAAUAUUAAAUCAAAAUCUGAGAUAAGACAUAGCACAUACCAAGAAAUAUAAAUAGAAAGGCUCUGCGCCCUGUUUGCUUAUCACAGCAACAACUUCAAUCGAACAAAUUUCUUUAUAUGUAUGUAUAGUAAGUACACACAUACAUACAUACAUGACUUUAUUUCUGCUUCACCUUUGGUUGAUAAAAUUAAAAGUACAUAUUUUCUAAUAGGACUUCUGUGUGCAAGUUGCUAUAAAAUGAAUCAAAUAAUAGGCGGACAAUUGUAAAAGUAUUUCAUAUUUAAUAUUAGAUUAGUUGCUUUAAUCUGUUUAUUUGUUUGUUUGAUUGCUUUUGUGCAACAACAUUGAUAAUUGAUAGUCUUCCCCAAAUUGCGCAAAGUGCAAGCAAAGCAAAAAUUUAUGGCUCUGUCUGGAUUAAAAGCAUUUGCCAAUUCAAUGCUAAUAUAUAGUAUGUAUUCAAAUAAUUUAUUUAAUGUUUUAUGUGCAAUGCAAUGUCUCUGUACUAAAUAAAGUAAUUAGCCACUACAACCAUGUUAAUUUAAUUUUAACAUUAAUGACCAAAUGUGCUUUACAAUUGUAUUUAAUGUGCUUACAUUUAACGUAGUUUUUUUAUACACAAACCAUAAACAACCACACAAAAAAAUGUAUUUAUAUUAACAUAGCUUACCAUAUCAAGUAAAUGUAAUUAAAAUUGAAAAACAGCU